UGCCAUGGAGUUGUAUAAUGAUUUCAAAAUCAUUGCACAAGGUUGUCAUGUUCAAGCUAAUGGAGACUUGGGGUAUAAGGUAGUUGAGGGUAUUGAUAGGCAUGUUGUGAGUCUUGCUAGUAAGAAAUGCACAUGUAGGACAUGGGAUUUGACAGGAAUACCGUGUGCUCAUGCCAUUAAAGCUUUUUAACAUGAUAAACAAGAACUAGAGAAUAAGAUACACCAGUGGUAUUCAAAAGAUACUUAUAUGUUGUUGUAACAACAUAAAAUACAACCAGUUAGGGGUGAGAAAUUCUGAAAAGUUCAUCCUUCACUUGCUAUGGAGCCACCAGGAAUACAUAAAAUGGUUGGAAGACCAAAACUUUUGAGAGCAAGGUAGAAAAACGAGGUAAGGAAGAGAGAAGGAUUGUGGUAAAAAAGUAGAAAGGGGCUGAAAAUGACAUGUGGCCACUGCAGUGCAACAAGUCACAAUUUAAGGACAUGUCCUAUACUUCAAAGAAGAGAAGAAGUUUUUCAAGUUGUGCCACUGUCAGCAACCCAACCCAGUGAAGAAUCCGCCUUCAUGAUAACUCCUGGAUUUUCUGCAUCUUCUAGUCAACUGAUAUGCCAACCAAUUGAUGAAGAUGAAAUUGGAGAUGAGCUUGAAGUCGAGGAUGAGCAACCCUUGCUUAGGCCUAGGGCUUUAUAUGAAGCUAAGACAAGGCUGAAAAUAAAGAAGUUACAGCAAAAACCAACUGCUACAAGGAAGAUUAACUUCGGGGUGAUGAAAACGGUGUUAGUAUACCUACUAAUCUGCCAUAUUCACCAAGAAAGAUAACUUGGAAAGGAAAAUCUUGUGUUACUUCAAGUCAAUUGGCAACAGAAAAAGAGAAAAAGAUUAGCAAACUGAAGACAAAGAGGGGCAAACACUAAGGAACAACAAUUAUACAUAUGUAGUGAUUCUAAGUUUUUGAGGAUGUUAUGUAAUAACAUGGCACAAUGAAUUUUCGUUUUUGGUAUUUUGAAUCAGUCUUGAAGUAACUUGAUUGUAUUGAUUCACUUUAAAAUAUUUGGGUGCUUAUUAUCUUGAUUGGUUUGA
Molecule: messenger RNA, 1078 nt
Organism: Capsicum annuum
Lineage: Eukaryota; Viridiplantae; Streptophyta; Magnoliopsida; Solanales; Solanaceae
Exons: 2
Coding region: 437-817 (126 amino acids)
Source: RefSeq, a predicted model, not a curated record